Molecule: messenger RNA, 1296 nt
Organism: Xenia sp. Carnegie-2017
Lineage: Eukaryota; Metazoa; Cnidaria; Anthozoa; Malacalcyonacea; Xeniidae
Product: CDAN1-interacting nuclease 1-like
Exons: 11
Coding region: 139-993 (284 amino acids)
Source: RefSeq, a predicted model, not a curated record
GGUCCAGUUUUUUUUGAGAUCAGUGGUUCGUGUGGUUAAAUAUUAGUAAUUUGAAUUUUGAAAUUUGGUCAGAUUUGGUAUUGAUUUGAGUGAUUUGAGUAAUUGGGUUGAGUUAGUUUGUCUUGUGCUUUUUUUUUGAUGAAACUGGACAUUUACAAAGAAAUUGUAUUCCUUAUUCAUUCAUGCUGGUCUAAAGAGUGUUUUAAAACUGUUUUAGACAGGUUUCCAACAGUGACAAAUGAUACACUUCUUAGCAUUUAUUCUCAGGAACAUCAGAAAAAGAUUAGGAAGAGUCAUCACAAACAUCGUCAUCCAGAUGUCAUUAAAGAAUAUUACCAAAGUUAUUUGAAAAUGACAAAAUCUUGUGAAGAUGAGAAGAUUUUGAUAAAGAUUUCACAAGAUAUUGAUCUCUCCCCUUGCAUUCUUGCGAGAAUCAUCCUGGAAGAAUACUUGUCUUGCACUUAUAUUGAAGGAGAAACUGUUCCAAAAGAAGUUCCCAGUCUUAUGAUGAAAGAUCCCACUCUUGUGCCUUGUCAAAAACUUUCUCGAGAAAUUCAACAUUGCAUAUCGAUGGAUGAACACAGCGGCCCUGUUGUAGAUGCAAUGAGAAGAUCCAUUGGUUUACAGUAUGAAAAAGUUCUAGAGGAGAAAUUAACGGAAAAGAAGAUACCAUUUCUCGGGGAAAGCCACAUGAGAGCUUAUGGUUAUGACAAGACUCCUGAUUUCAAGCUACAAGUACCAAUUGCUGUUGAUGGGCAUGUUGUUAACUGGAUUGAGUCUAAAGCUUCGUUUGGUGAUGAGUAUAAUCACAAGAUAAACAUGAGGGAUCAGUUAUGGAGUUAUUGGAACAGGUUUGGACCUGGUAUGGUUAUUUACUGGUUUGGAUACAUUGAUGAAUUAGAUUGCCAUAAAGACAAAGGAAUCCUUCUUGCUGAUUGCUUUCCAUCUUCCAUAGUGACAUUAACUAGUCUUGUUUGGGAGGACGAUGUUUGAUGGUUUUGAAAUACAAUCUAGGUAAAAUGUACAUUAUUUAUUUAAGUUUAUAAAAUCUAAUGAUGUUUGGUUUGUUUGAAUACACCUCUGACUCUUUGAAGGAAUUUACAAUGUUUAAGUGAUGGAAUGUCCAGCUAAUCAAGCACGUUAGACUUAUGAACUUUAAACCUAUAAAAAAUUCCACGUAAUGUGAUCAAUGGUUUCUUAAGCACCAUAUUUAUUGCUGAAGAUCAAAGGUAGUGCUAUUAUGUUUAUUAUUUAAUGAUAAUCUAGCCUCGUACUCAGGCGCUUUGAUGCUUUGAA